Gavialis gangeticus (Gharial) is the source of this 1862-nucleotide messenger RNA. It is a transcript of the gene CASP2, whose product is annotated as caspase 2. The transcript has 10 exons. Lineage: Eukaryota; Metazoa; Chordata; Crocodylia; Gavialidae. The record is from RefSeq and is a predicted model, not a curated record. The coding region runs from base 74 to 1357 and encodes 427 amino acids. Gene Ontology annotation, biological process: proteolysis; regulation of apoptotic process.
GGGCCUUUGGGCCGGCGCACGGAGCGCUCAGAGCAGCCCCCGGCCCUGGUGUGGCGGGGCGCAGCCCGGGUCGAUGUCGGGCGCGUGCGGGAUGCAGCCGUGCCACCAGGAAGCGCUGCGCAGGCACCGUGUGGCCUUGGCUAAGCAGCUGGUGCUGCAGGAGCUGCUGGAGCACUUGCUGGCGCGCGCCGUGCUCACGCCGGAGAUGAAGGAGGCCAUCCAGACCAAAGCUGGGAGCUUCAGCCAAAAUGUUGAGUUCCUCAGCCUUCUGCCCAAGAGGGGCCCUCAAGCCUUCUCAGCCUUCUGUGAAGCUCUGAGAGAAACCAGACAGGAGCAUCUGGAGGAGAUGCUCUUAAAUGCCAUACAACACUCAAGCAGCGGGUAUGUAAAGCGGGGCUAUGAUUAUGACUCAAGUCUCCCAUUCCCGGUCUGUGAAUCCUACCGCUCAUCAAAGAGACCACGCUCUAUUGAGCCAUUGGAACAUUCCCUUGAUAAUGGAGAUGGUCCCCCUUGCCCUCAAGUGAGGGCCUGCACUCCAGAAUUUUAUCGGACUCAUCAGCGCUUGGCAUACAAAUUAACAUCAGACCCCCGGGGCCUAGCGCUUGUACUCAGCAAUGUGCAUUUCAAUGGUGAGAAAGACCUGGAGUUCCGUUCAGGUGGUGACGUUGACUGCGCUGCUCUGGAGAAGCUCUUUGAGUGCCUUGGGUAUAAGGUGACUGUCCAUCAUGAUCAAAGCGCACAGGAGAUGCAGGAGACAUUACAGAAAUUUUCUCAAAAGCCAACUCACCAGGAAGUGGAUUCCUGCAUUGUAGCUCUACUCUCGCAUGGUGUGGAGGGUGGGGUCUAUGGAGUCGAUGGCAAAUUACUACAGUUGCAGGAAGUUUUCAGGCUCUUUGACAAUGCGAACUGCCCAAACCUCCAGAAUAAGCCCAAAAUGUUCUUUAUUCAGGCCUGUCGGGGAGAUGAGACUGACCGGGGAGUGGAUCAAAAGGAUGGGAAAGAACGCUCUGAUUCUCCAGGCUAUGAGGAAAGUGAUGCAAACAAGGAGGAGAAUCCCCGGUUGCGUUUGCCCACAUGCUCUGACAUGAUUUGCGGAUAUGCCUGUUUGAAAGGCACAGCUGCCAUGCGGAACACCAAGCGUGGAUCGUGGUAUAUUGAGGCUCUCACCUCUGUAUUUGUUGAGGAUUCCCAUAAUACUCAUGUGGCUGACAUGCUGGUGAAGGUGAAUAGAAUGAUUAAGCACCGAGAAGGCUAUGCCCCAGGCACAGAAUUUCAUCGCUGUAAGGAGAUGUCUGAGUACUGUAGCACACUCUGCCGGGAUCUUUACCUGUUUCCAGGCUAUCUCCCCAGGAACUAAUCUUGCUGUUCUUCAGAGGGUUGUACUGCCAAAGUUGCUUCACAGGGAUGGAUGGCCUCAUGAUGUUAUUGUUAGUCAUGACAUGUACUGUAGGUGCCCAAACAAGAAUUGUCCCUUUAUAGCUUGGUAGUUAGGGUGUUCUGGAACAGGCUAUUCAUGUAAAUUUUGGAAAAGUUGUGUCUGUUUGUUUGUUUGUUUUUUACAAUACUGUGUAUUUUUAUACCUUUUUAAAAAAGAAAAUUGUCCUUUUGCCCAGUUUCCCAUACAGCGGAGUCAGAAGCUAUAAAGGAUAUUGAAGGAUCUCCAACUCCUUUUUAGUGGGAGAAAAGGUCUCCCAGCUUAACGAAAUCACUGUUGUAAAUCCAUGGCGAAGAUUUUGUUUCUAUAGUCACCCAGUUUUAACAUGCAUCUUCUCUGUUAAAAAUGUCUCUCUGAUAAUUUGUGUCAAUUUAUUUGUCUGUAGCCAGAAGGGAAUUAUGCACCAAAACUCAGGUUAUCAGGAAAA